CGCGCGUGUGCGUCUGUGCGCGCGCUCUAAAGCAGCCUUUCCCCAGAGCGCGUGUUAUUAUGAUCAGAGUUGAUCUGCAGGAAUUAUGGCUUCACUUCACUGCUCCUGUCUCCUCUUACUCUGUGCUUCUCUGGGGUUUUGCCACACGGUGUUUAGCACAGAUGGAGAGCAGCCUCAGCGUAAGAUCUUCCAUCACUGGUGUGCCCUGAAGAAGGACGAAGGGCCGUGCAAGGCCAUAAAGGACAGAUUCUACUUCAACAUCGAGAUGUUCCGCUGCGAGCCUUUCGAGUACGGAGGCUGUCAGGGCAACGAGAACAAUUUCGAGACCAUGGAAGAAUGUGAAGAAACGUGUCUAGUGAAAGCCAGUAAGAGUCCGUGUCAUCUCGGGGACGAGCCGGGCCCGUGCCGAGCCCUCGUACCUCGCUACUUCUUUGACAGCAAGGUGAACGAGUGCAGACGCUUCUUCUACGGCGGCUGCUUCGGAAACGCUAACAACUUCAAGACCCUUAAGGAAUGCAAGGACCGAUGCCAGCCAGGUAACGACACCGAGGAACCACAAAACGGUCCGAAGGCUGAAGAGAAGAUAGAAUCGUACGGCCAGCCGGUCGUUAUGAGUGGUACAGACGUUCACACCGAGAUUUCGUCUCACACACAGCCUCUGAAGCUGCCGAUGCCGGAGUCCAACAUGGAACCAGUAUUUGUUGCUCCUGAAUACUGUCUGAGUUUUUCCGACAAGGGCGAAUGCGACGGCACGGAGAGGAGAUUUUUCUACAACUCCAGAACUAGCCGCUGUCACGCCUUCCACUACAGCGGCUGCGGAGGGAACAAGAACAACUUUGUCCACAAGAGGAUGUGCAUGAAAACCUGCAUGAAAGAUUACAGGAGAAACGGCAGAAUACGAAUAAAGACCAAGAACUCCCACAUCUUAUUCCGCUCCAUCUGAGUCCCCUGAAUCCCGCCCGUACAUUUUCUGUUUACUGUGUAAUAUUAGUAUUAUAUAGAUCCAUAUCAAGUACAUACUUUGUUAUCCUACUGUAUGCUAUGUAUGUGUAUAUUUCUAGUAAUACUUAACAACCAUUUAAAACGUAACCUUAAGUGCCUUUUUUUUAUUCCAAUAUUCAAGAAGCCAAUUUUUUCUGCACAUAUUUGAGAUUUUUUGUUGUUCAUUUCAAAAGGUUGAGUUCAAAUCCCAGGACUGUCAGAGAGCCAACAUUGAGCAUUGAGCCAUCGGCCACAGCUUUUAAGCCUCAUCUGGAGUAAAGCAUCUCAUAAACAAUAACUGCGUUUAGGGACAAACAUCAGGAUUUAGAGUGAAGCCAAAAUGUCACUGACAAAAAGAAAGCACGCCUCUUUAGUUUAAAAUGAUGAUGGAUACACGCUCGAACUAAGACACAAAAAGUUCACACAGCUUCUGACUAUCCCUUAUGAUCGAUGACACUAUGAGAAGACAGUUUACACACACGUCGUUUACAGAAACACAUUUUGGUACGCUUUGAAAUUUUGCACUUUGAAAGCGAAGAAGAAAAUGCAAGUCUGAUAAGUCUGACUCGGCAUCUUAACGAAUCACUUUUGGUACUCGAGUUCUGUCAUUCUUACAUGUCCUGCAUCAACCUUAGUGUUUUUCUUAACAAAAAAUGCAUUUAACUUUCUGUAAGUUAUUUGAUGAUUAAAAACGACUUAGUUGAUUGACAUUUCUGUGGAGGCAACACGGUCUAGACUUCCAACACACACCUGAGGCCCGGCUUUGACUUAAAAACAAAGCGAUGGCAUGAACCAGGUCAGCUAACUCAAGAUAAAUUUCCUAACGAUUGACUGUAAGUUAACUUUCCGAUCCUGAUGAAUAACUUACAGCAGGCCUCAGAGGUCCGGAGAGCAUCGUAUGCAGAAAUAUAUUGUUUUAAGUAUAAAUAUCGACUACUGUUUACUAGUAUAUUUUCAUUACAGUACAUCAGCUUCUUAUAGUUACAAUUCUGCGAUUAGCUUGAUGGAUUAGCUAACAUCCACUAGGGAUAACCAGGGACAGGGGUUGCAAAUAAGUCAUGGCUAUAAACCUGUAUGCAUGACAUCUACUUUGUAUUUUAUAAAGCAAUGUUUUAUGCAUUUGUCCCUGUCAAAUAAACAACAAUAAUAAUAACUAACUAGCUAUUAAAACGUGGCAGCACGUCUUCUCUCCAACACCUCCAAACGCUCACACAUCCCCCCUGUCGUCCACUCGCUUCACUGGCUUCCGGUGCGGUUUAGGGUGGAGUAUAAGGUCCUUCUCUUUGUGUUUAAGGCCAUCAAUGAUCUGGCCCCGGCCUAACUCACAGAAUUAAUAAAGGUCUACCAACCAGUCAGAUCUCUCUGCUCCUCUGGACCUCUCUGGUCACUCCCAAAUACAAAUAUGAGAAGUUUGGAGGCCGGUCAUUUGCCAUCAAGGGACCAAAGCUGUGGAACACACUUCCAGCACACUUACAAUCCAUCACUGUGCUGAGUGUCGCAGUUGAAAACUCAUUUAUUCACACAAGCUUUUAACAUGUAGACCCUGUUUCAACUGCUAUUUUAUGUUCAUUGUGUUCUUAUUGAUUUUAUUUUUUAUUGUUGUUUCACCUUGUGCUCCUUUUGGCUGUUGUAAGUGCUCUAUAAAUAAAAUUUGAUUGAUUGAUUGAUUGAUAGCUAAAAUCUAGCUUCAGUUUUGACCUGAGCAAACUCGGUCAAGGCGGAAAAUUUAAACCGAGCCAGAUUUAAAGCUAAAGAACUUUACUAUUCCUAGAACAAUUACUCAUCGAUACAGUCAUUGCUAUGAAAUGAAUCAGUGUAGAUUUCAGUAGUAUAUCUGUGGUGUACACGUGACAAAAACAUGCACAAGGUACACCGCUUUAUUCUCUAUUCACUGUUUCUGUGUAUAUACGGUAUAUUCCUUUUGCUUACUCAUGGUCAAAUAAAAAAUUUGUGUGGUC
This is a messenger RNA of Tachysurus vachellii, 2939 nucleotides long. RefSeq names its product tissue factor pathway inhibitor a (gene tfpia). Lineage: Eukaryota; Metazoa; Chordata; Actinopteri; Siluriformes; Bagridae. Gene Ontology annotation, molecular function: serine-type endopeptidase inhibitor activity. Gene Ontology annotation, cellular component: extracellular region. The record is from RefSeq and is a predicted model, not a curated record. Bases 86 to 943 code for a protein of 285 amino acids. Gene Ontology annotation, biological process: negative regulation of peptidase activity. The transcript has 7 exons.